ACAGGCCGCGGAUAAAAGGAGCGGGCGGAGGCCGCUCGAAUCGUACUUUUGGUUUUCCGACUGCUGCGGCUGCGGUCUUGGAGCACGAGCUGCCAGUCUUUGUAGGCUUGGAGCCCGCCCCCCUUUGCAGUCAUGUCCUCUGGAAAUGCUUACAUUGGAAAGCCAGCUCCUGACUUCCAUACCACUGCUGUGGUGGAUGGAGCUUUCAAGGAGGUGAAGCUGUCAGACUAUAAAGGGAAGUAUCUGAUCAUCUUUUUCUAUCCCCUGGACUUCACCUUUGUGUGUCCCACGGAGAUCAUUGCCUUCAGUGACCGUGUCUCUGAUUUCCAUCAUCUGGGCUGUGAAGUCCUUGGUGUGUCUGUGGAUUCCCAGUUCACUCACCUGGCCUGGAUCAACACUCCUCGAAAAGAGGGUGGCCUGGGACCUUUGAAAAUCCCCCUGUUGGCAGAUGUAACCAGAAACCUCGCUCGAGAUUAUGGGGUACUGAAGGAGGAUGAAGGCAUUGCCUACAGGGGCCUAUUUAUUAUUGAUGCAAAGGGGAUUGUCCGCCAAAUCACUGUCAAUGACCUGCCUGUUGGGCGCUCAGUGGAUGAGACUUUGAGGCUAGUGCAAGCAUUCCAAUACACAGAUGAGCAUGGGGAAGUAUGCCCUGCAGGCUGGAAGCCUGGAGGAAACACUAUCAAGCCCAAUGUGGAGGAUAGCAAGGAGUAUUUCUCUAAUAAUAACUAGGCAAGAAGUGCUGCCUCUUUAUUUGCUCCGGUGGCAAACCUCGAGAUGGUGAAGGAGGCUUCUGCCCCUCUUGGGUAGUGGCCCUUGCCCCAAAUCCUGUCUUAAUCUCUUCCUCCUUAUGGAGGGGCAUGUAUGGGAGGGGAGGAAGGGGCCUGUGUCUAAUAAAUUCUCUGGGAAAAUCAAA
Gracilinanus agilis (Agile Gracile Mouse Opossum) is the source of this 913-nucleotide messenger RNA. RefSeq names its product peroxiredoxin 2 (gene PRDX2). NCBI's taxonomy places the organism in Eukaryota, Metazoa, Chordata, Mammalia, Didelphimorphia, Didelphidae. Gene Ontology annotation, biological process: leukocyte activation; response to oxidative stress; hydrogen peroxide catabolic process. The coding region runs from base 133 to 729 and encodes 198 amino acids. Gene Ontology annotation, cellular component: cytosol. Gene Ontology annotation, molecular function: thioredoxin peroxidase activity. The record is from RefSeq and is a predicted model, not a curated record. The transcript has 6 exons.